UACCCGAGAAAUUCCGAAUCACAUGAAAUAUAUGUCAAUAUCUUCAUAUGAUAAACAUGGCAGAAGAUGAAUGAGGCAGCAGCAGCAAGCGACUCCUUAAAGAGUGUUUGGUCAUGCCCGGUGACGUAUCAGUGCUGGAAGUGGUAACGGUGCUCGGAAGAGCGGUGUGCGCAGGCGCGGCACUGACAGCCGCACUCUACCUGAUCCGCAGAAUAAUGGCCUGGAAAUCCGGAGGAGCGAGUCAUGCCGAGCUCGUCAACAACCUCCGCAAGAAUGGCAUCAUUAAAUCCGAUCGUGUCUAUGAGGUUAUGUUGGCAACAGACCGUGCCCAUUUCUCCCGAUGUAAUCCAUACAUGGAUUCGCCACAAUCUAUAGGUUACCAAGCAACAAUAAGCGCACCUCAUAUGCAUGCAUACGCUCUGGAGCUUCUUCACGAUCACCUGUAUGAGGGAGCGAAAGCUCUGGAUGUGGGCUCAGGCUCUGGAAUCUUGUCUGUCUGCUUCGCCAGGAUGGUUGGUCCAAAAGGGAAGGUGAUCGGCAUUGAUCAUAUUAAAGAGCUGGUGGACGACUCUGUAAAUAAUGUAAAAAAAGAUGACCCCAGUUUGAUCUCUUCUGGGAGGCUCAAACUUAUGGUUGGAGAUGGGAGAAUGGGUCAUACAGAGGAAGCGCCUUAUGACGCCAUACAUGUUGGAGCUGCCGCUCCUAAUGUGCCACAAGCCUUGUUGGACCAACUGAAACCGGGCGGUCGUCUGAUUCUGCCGGUCGGGCCGGCGGGUGGAAACCAGAUGUUGGAGCAGUAUGACAAACUGGAGGAUGGCAGUACUAAAAUGAAGCCGCUGAUGGGCGUGAUUUACGUGCCUUUAACAGACAAAGACAAGCAGUGGUCAAGGUGGAAGUGAAUUCCUGUCCUCUGUCCCUCUUUCUUCUAGGGCACAGGGAUGAACUAUGAAAGGAUGCUGAAUACUGGCAAUACUCAUCGCACCAUGUGCACACACACACACAAACCAUCCAUCAAGACUUCACUGAGGAGAGCCUGUACAAAUGCUCUGUUUCAUACCUGUGACAGUCUGACUGUUGUGAAAGAUGGAUGUCCCGAGCAGAUUUUUAUUUGAAAGGAAGAAGUGAAAUAGGGCUUUGUGCUGGGAUUUUCAUGCCUGCAGUUUGAGGAUUGUACGAAUGCAUUUGUUUUUUCUUUUUUGACGCGCAGGUGCACAUUUCUUGUGUUGAUUUCAGUAUUACGUCAGUUGGUUUGUUUCGUUAUGCAUCUCAGCGUAAUGUUAACUAAAUACAGGGGUUGUGCAGCCUGUUUAUUAAAAGAUAAUUCAUUGAGAAGUGAUGUGUAGGGAUGUCUUUACUCUGCAGAUCCAUGUUUAUGGCUUGUGUUUUUCAGCUGCCCAAGCAGAAUACAGUGAUUUUACCACAGUUAAAGGACCAGCUUAACUGUUGUAAAAUGACUUAAACAAAGCUUCUUAGUAUGGAAUAAAAUAUCAUUAAGCGUUUUUGCAAAACAAAGCUUAAGAGAAUGAGCAAAUGUACAUUUUUCUGCUUAUUAUAUCACUACAAUACUUACCAAAUAAAUAAAAAGACAUGAAAUGUUAACUACAUAGGUAGGUAGUUUAUCAUGUGAGACAUAAAAUUGGCACAGCUUGGAAAUCGCAGCAUAUGACACCAGUUUAGCACUAAAUAAAUGACUCCAAAAAAAACAUUAAUCAAUUAAAAUCAUGUAUAUCUGUGUCAUAAUAUUGGCAAAAGCAAUGCGAUAAGACACCAAUGUUCAGAUUUAUUAUUAUUGAAUUUAUCAAAAGAAUGGACUUUCACUGUUAUAAAAAUGCAUUAUCCUUACAUUAGGCUGUUUACAGUUGCCAAACAAUGCAGUCAUUCAGUGCAAUUAAUGUUGAAUGUCUGGUCAAAUAUCAGUAUAUUAAUGCAGCUCGUCCAAUCCGAAUUUAGAAUCUUGAAUGUUAAUUUAAAUGGGAAUUUUGCAGAUUCACUUUUUAUACUGAUAGUUCACAUAAACAGAUUGUCAUCAUCAAUGUUAUUCCAGCCCUGUAUUCUUUUCCUUAUUGGCUGUUAAACACACAUGAUGCCAGAGCUGUUAUAUGAUGAAAGUGAAUACAGGCAAACUAUAAACAAAUGAUGUUCACAUUUAAAAUUGGCACUUGUAGAUGCAUGAAGACAGGAUUGAUGUCAUUGAUCACUUCUGAUUUUAGUCUGCAAAUGAAAUUGAUGGUAAUGAGAUUACAGUGAAUUAUGGCUACACAGAUAGAUUGUAUUGGCUUCAGAUUAUAUAAGGGCUACUUUUGUGGAGCUGUUUUGUCAUCGCUGAUUUCUUUCAAAUGAUGCUCUGGUAUUAUACCUUACUUUUGUCAUUUAUGUAAAGAAAAUAAUACAGGUUUUGAAUGAUAUGAGGGUAAUGAAUUAUUGCAGUCACAGGUAUAACUGCUCACUUUUGUGAAAUCUAUUUCACAUUACUGCAGAAUAAGCUUUUGAUCAAUCUAUAUAUCUAUCUUCUGCUAACAUGUGCAGCAUCAAAUGUACAGUCACAUGUAGAUCCACACAAGAACGGCGGAUUGAGCUCAACUUCAUUUGUCAUUCUGAUUGUCAGUGGUUUUCAACGCCAAUUCUCUGUGCAUGUUUGUGUGUUUCCUGCACACACGAACAGCUUUGAACAAAUAAACUUUCUGCUAAGCAA
This is a messenger RNA of Paramisgurnus dabryanus, 2692 nucleotides long. It is a transcript of the gene pcmt1, whose product is annotated as protein-L-isoaspartate (D-aspartate) O-methyltransferase. Gene Ontology annotation, cellular component: cytoplasm. Gene Ontology annotation, molecular function: protein-L-isoaspartate (D-aspartate) O-methyltransferase activity. Gene Ontology annotation, biological process: protein modification process. The record is from RefSeq and is a predicted model, not a curated record. NCBI's taxonomy places the organism in Eukaryota, Metazoa, Chordata, Actinopteri, Cypriniformes, Cobitidae.